Messenger RNA from Aspergillus ibericus CBS 121593, 1407 nucleotides. RefSeq names its product dTDP-4-dehydrorhamnose reductase family protein. Gene Ontology annotation, cellular component: methionine adenosyltransferase complex. The transcript has 5 exons. Gene Ontology annotation, molecular function: methionine adenosyltransferase regulator activity. Gene Ontology annotation, biological process: S-adenosylmethionine biosynthetic process. Lineage: Eukaryota; Fungi; Ascomycota; Eurotiomycetes; Eurotiales; Aspergillaceae. The coding region runs from base 149 to 1123 and encodes 324 amino acids. The record is from RefSeq and is a predicted model, not a curated record.
CCUCAAGUCCUGCUGCAAUCGAGGUGCCUCCAUGACGCUGUGCUUGUUCUUCCUCCCGAUCAGCUCACCGUGAAAGACACGCCCAGACAUCCACCCAAACAUCCACCCAGAGCUCCACGCGUCAUAACCUCCUCCCAUCUCUCCCACCAUGUUCUCUGCUGAGACGCAAAUUGGAAACAUGUCGACCACUGUCCUCGUAACUGGCGCCACCGGCCUUCUAGGCCGGCAGGUCUUCAACACCUUCAAGCACUCCGGCUGUUUGGUCGUCGGUCAAGGCUUUUCGCGAGCCAUACCGCCGACGAUACAGAAGGCCGACCUGGAAAAGGAGGAGGACAUUAAGAAUCUGCUGGACGAAGCGAAGCCUCAAAUUGUCAUCCAUUGUGCCGCAAACCGUUUUCCCGACCUGUGUGACAAGAACCCGGACCAAGCGCGUCGGGUCAACGUCGACGCCACCCGCACUCUCGCAGAAGAGACCGCGCGCCGCGGUGCCUUUCUGGUCUACAUUUCGACCGAUUACGUCUUUCCCGGUAAAGAGGGAGAGGCUCCCUACGCUGCCGAUGCGACGACGAACCCGCCCAACCUCUACGGACAGUUCAAGCGGGAUGGUGAGGUGGCCGUGCUGGAGGCUACCAAGGAGUCCGGGCUAGGGGUGGUGUUACGGGUGCCUGUGCUGUACGGCACUGCCAAGGAGAAUUCCGAGAGUGCCGUCAACACUUUGGUAGAUGCGGUGUACAGGUCCCAAGAUGAGAACGCGGGGAUCACCAUGGACGAUUGGGCCCAGCGCUAUCCCACUAACACUGAGGAUGUCGCACGGGUGUGUCGCGACCUGGUAAUCAAGUAUGUCAAGGAGCGACAGCGCCUGCGUGAGCUACCCAAGAUCCUGCAGUUCUCAUCAGAGGAUCGGAUGACCAAGUACGAGAUCUGUGAGAAGCUGGCGGACGUGCUCGGACUGUCCCUGGUGGGGAUGGUCAGGAACAAGCAAGGGAAUGACCCGAACGCGAGCGUCCAGCGGCCCUACGACACGCACCUGUCGACCCAGGAAUUGAAGGACCUCGGGAUUGAUGUCCGGACGGUCGACUUUGUAUCGUGGUGGCGGAAACACUUGGGCGCGUACAAGCAUUAAAUGGGAUAAAGUUGGGAAGAUCAGGGCUACGGAUGAACUUGUAGAGGAUGGCAUGCAAAAAAGUCUAUCCUGCAGAGAUUGUUUAGUAGGGAGAUGGCGAUAAUGCUUGUCCCUGAAAGCAGCAAUGAAACAGACGAUGAUAAUCUCGGAAGGGAUUGGUUUCAGCUAGGGUGUGGUGUGGCUGUUGGAUAGUCGAUGGCCGUGGCAUGUAGAUCCCCGAAGAUGUACUCCGUAGAGAGGUGUGGCGAGUUCCUGGAAAUCGGCGAGGUAACAUCAAAGUCAAA